Parasteatoda tepidariorum (common house spider) is the source of this 2651-nucleotide messenger RNA. The record is from RefSeq and is a predicted model, not a curated record. Lineage: Eukaryota; Metazoa; Arthropoda; Arachnida; Araneae; Theridiidae.
CACGACACAUUUAAGUCCGUGAAAUUUAGGACGGAUUUUCUUUCCAUUUUAUUUAUGUUUAGCUUGAAAAAGCAACGUGUAUUUGUGUCAUUUGAUGAAGUGUCAUUCGUUUUAUAGGUGACAAACUGUUGGUAUUGUACUGAUGAAAUCAUCGUUCCGCCUCGAUACCAUCUGGAAUUUUGAAUUAUUUAUUUGCUUUUGAAGGAUAAAAUCAAUUUUAUUAUCCUAAAUUGUUGGAGCUACACAGAAGAAUCUUCAGGAAUUGAAAGUCAGGGUGCUUUUUUAACGUUAAGAUGUGGAAAUUUUUCUGCAUAUUAGUCCUUCUAGUCUCCUUGGAGAUGUUUGUAGCACCACCAGUAGAUAAAAAGAAAGAAAAUAAUGCCAAGAAUUCAACAGAAGAAAUGGAUGAUUUUGGACUUGAGUAUGGUCGCUACUUAGCGCAAGUAGUUCAAACUCUUGAAGAAGACAAAGAAUUCGCUAAACGAUUGGAGAAUAUUACUACUGAUCAAAUAAGGAGUGGGGCCAUUGCUAAAGAGCUGGAAUUCGUGAAGCACAACGUCAGGUCUAAAUUGGAUGAACUGAAGAGGAUAGAAGUGGAUCGCCUCCGUAAGCUCAUUCAAGAACAAAUGGAGCGCACUGAAUUAGGUCUGUACCGUGAUGGAGACGGUCAUCUCCUGAAUACUCCUGAUGGUCGGCGGUGGAGAACUAUUCCUAGCUAUAAAGGUUUAGAUAGGAAGAAUGGAGUUAAAAUACCAAAACAUUUAGACAUAGAUAAUCCUCACAGUUUUGAAAUGGAGGAUUUAAAGAAGCUCAUUCAAUCAGCUACCACUGACUUGGAAGAAAUAGAUAGACAAAGAAGAGAAGAGUUUAAAACUUAUGAGCUUGAGAAGGAGGCUGCCUACCGGGAAAGUUUGCAAAACCUGACAUCAGAAGAGAAGAAGAAAGCUGAAGAGCAUCACAAAGAAUUGAUCGAAAAACAUAAAGAUCACCCUAAAGUUCAUCAUCCUGGAAGCAAACCACAACUGGAACAGGUUUGGGAAGAACAAGAUCAUCUUCCAAAGGAUGAAUUCAAUCUGCGUACAUUUUUUGCAAUGCAUGAUCUCAAUGGAGAUGGUCACUUAGAUUAUCAAGAAGUUGAAGCAGUUCUCAUUCCUGAGGUAAGAAAGGUGUAUAAUCCUAACAAUGAGGAAGAUGAUCCAGUUGAAAUGAUGGAAGACAUGUAUCGUAUGAGAGAGCAUAUUUUUAAUCAGAGUGAUACAAAUAAGGACCAUCUUAUAAGUCUUGCUGAAUUCUUAAAGAUGACUGAAGAUGACAGCUUUGAGCAAGAUGAAGGCUGGCAAGGCUUAGAUGAGCAACAAGUCUAUUCUGAGUCUGAACUUCAGGAAUAUAUGAAGCAAAGAGCCAUGCAACAUCAUGGAGACUCACGAAUGUAUUAUGAUGUUGGAAACGCCCCACAAGGUAUGCCUCCACACAUUAACUUUCAAGGUCAUGCAGGUGCUCCUCCUCCUGGAUAUCCUCAACAACCUCAAGGAUAUCCUCAACAAGGUCACCCCCAACAGUUUCAACAAGGUUAUCCCCAGCAAGGUCAUCCCCAACAGUUUCAGCAAGGUCAUCCCCAACAGUUUCAGCAAGGCCAUCCCCAGCAAUUUCAACAGGGCCAACCUCAACACUUCGAACAAGGCCAACCUCAACAAUUUCAGCAGGGCCAACCUCAACAUUUCCAACAAGGCCAACCUCAGCAAUUUCAGCAAGGCCAACAUCAGCAAUUUCAGCAGGGCCAACAUCAGCAAUUUCAGCAGGGCCAACCUCAGCAAUUUCCGCAAGGCCAACCUCAACAAUUUCCGCAAGGCCAACCUUUACAGUUUCAACAAGGUCAACCUAUAGUUCAACAAGGACAACCUCAACAGGUUCAGCAAGGCCAGCCUCAACAGUUUCAGCAGACUGGAAAUAAUGUGCAGCCUUCUAAUCCUCAAGCAGCUACUGAGACACAAAAACCAUCAGAUCAACAGGCUCACAAAACUGAAGGAAAUACUGCUCAACCUGGAGCUCCUAGUGUUGCAGCUACUAAGCAACAAACAUGAAGCUGAAAAGAACAGUUAAAAACAAAAAAAUCAGAUCAAAAAAUAUUAGUUUUACUAUAAAAAAAAAUAUUGAAUUACUUCAAAGAGACUGAUUGGUAUUUUUGACAAAAAUAUAUUGAUAUUUUACUUAAUUGCUAACUGUAAUAUCUUAAAUUUAAAAGUUUUGUCUAAAUGUUCAUGCGUUGUUAAAUGAAUACCAGUAUUAUAUAUUCAAUCUUAAUAUUUUGUUUGUAAAAUUUUUACUCAGAACAAGUUUUUUAAUAACAUUGCAUUGUUUUAUUGAGAUUUUUGAGACAUUUUAAUUCUGAACAAUAUUUAUACUAUUUUAUAGUUUUAGUUGAAGUGUUUUAUUAGAUUUUUUAAAAUACAUUCCAUUUGUAUAUAAAUUUUGUCUGUAUAUUUUGUACAUAUAAUGCUGCGAUUGAAUCAUUAUUUGAAAAAUAUAGACUGCUGAUUUGUUAGUCACAAAUUUUCCUUAAGUGUAACAAAAAAGAAAUGUUUUAUGUUUAUAAAUUUUCAUUUUGCUGUUGCACUCUGUUACCUCCAGAAUAAAUGAGCACUUAAACUGUU